AUGCAGCAGCAGCAGCAGGGUCGACAGAGGCUGAGGCCAUGGCUGGAGGAACAGAUUCAGUCUGGGAAGUACCCAGGAGUCAGCUGGCUGGACCAGUCGGCACGCAUCUUCCAGAUCCCGUGGAAACAUGCAGCUCGUCAUGGCUGGAGUAUCGACCGAGAUGCUACACUCUUCAGGAGCUGGGCCAUGCACACUGGACGGUAUCGGCCGGGCAAAGACAAACCGGAUCCAAAAACCUGGAAGGCCAAUUUCCGCUGUGCUCUGAAUUCUCUGCCUGACAUCUGUGAGCUGCAGGAGCACAGCAGGAAGAGAGGCAGCAACGCCUACAGGGUGUACAGGAUGCUGCCCAGCACGCACACCCACAGACGCAGGAGAGGGCUGCAUUUGUUCAGCAGACCCAGAGGAAGACAGACCAGUUCAGGUGAUGAUAAUAUGCACAUCACACAAACCUGGCAACCCACAACAGCGAGACCUGUUUCUGACAUAGCACAGCAGGUGGAGCCCACAGCUGAAGAUGCAUUCGCCAGCAGUCAAACACAUGGAAUGUGGGAGACCAAAGCAGAGGACCAGGAGCAAAAUGAGGCUGUAUUCAAGUUGAUGGACCACUUAAGCAACAAUGAGCACUGGAACCAGAGUGUGGAGCAGAAAGGAUGGAGAACACACGCACUUUGGGACCACUGGCAUGGUGCUGGGGAUGAAUACCUGUAUUCUCUACACACAGACAGCUACAAUGAUCUGUUUGGUCCAAACUACAUCAAGGAACUCUCUGAUUGGUCCACACAUCAGCAAACACUAAUGCUUUAGCUGCUCAUAAACUGCCCUUUUUUUCCAUCAGUGCUGUGUUUUCUUCUAUUUAACCUUCAGCUGUUGUCUGCCCUGCCAUCAGCUGAUCGCUGCAGAAGAAGAGAAACUAGAGACGAUUAAGUGGACAGAUUGUUGCUCUGUCAGUGUGUACGGCGGUCAUCCUCUCUGCUGAGCAUGCUGAGAUGAAGAUCCUGUUCCAAGCCA
Cheilinus undulatus (humphead wrasse) is the source of this 1008-nucleotide messenger RNA. It is a transcript of the gene irf1a, whose product is annotated as interferon regulatory factor 1a. The record is from RefSeq and is a predicted model, not a curated record. Bases 1 to 804 code for a protein of 267 amino acids. Gene Ontology annotation, cellular component: nucleus. Lineage: Eukaryota; Metazoa; Chordata; Actinopteri; Labriformes; Labridae. Gene Ontology annotation, molecular function: RNA polymerase II cis-regulatory region sequence-specific DNA binding; DNA-binding transcription factor activity, RNA polymerase II-specific. The transcript is spliced from 7 exons. Gene Ontology annotation, biological process: regulation of transcription by RNA polymerase II; immune system process.